CAGGACAAGUGUCAACAAGAUAGGGGGAGAAGAAUCAAUAGAAAACAGAAAGGAAAAGAUAUUUGGAACCAAACCAAUUAACAAAGUAAAGAGUAACUGUUGUGUUCUCAUCCGCUCACUCACUGCAAUCAAUCAAAGUGUUAAGAGUUCUAUGGCUGCAACAGUUUCACUCUCUUUUUCCUUAGAUCCACAGCACCACCAUCUCUUUUCCAACACAACCCACUUCAAGCCUCACCAAACUCCCCUUCUUCCCUUCUCUGUCCCAACCUCAACUCUUUUCCCCAAAUACCCACUUGCUAUUUUCCAUAAAUCACACCUUUCCUCUUUCAAAUCUUCCUCCUCUCCAUCUCAUUCUUCAACAACAACAACAACAACUGCUUCUGAUACAACUGCUGCUGAUACAGCUACAACUACAAGCACAAGCACAACAUCUUCGUCAUUUCUUGAAUACCCACUUAGAACAGGUCGAUUUCUGAGCAGUGAAGAGCUCGAGCAACUCAAAUUGCUUGAGAAUUUCAGGUAUUAUCAGGAAUUGGAAUCUGGGUCGAUGUGGGUUCGGGUGAUGAGGCCGGAGGAAAUGGACAUCACUGUUGGGUUGCUGGCUGAGUCGUUUGCAGAGUCGAUGCUUUUGCCUUCUGGAUAUGUCUCUGUGUUGGGCUACUUGGUCAAGCAAUACUUGUUUGAGCGGAUGGAGCUGUCGCCACACACUGCCACGCUUAUUGGGUUUUACAGAAGACGUAAAGAAGAGGGUGAAGAACAACAAGAAAAAAACACAGAAGAUGAAGAAGAAGUGGAUGAAGUUAAAUUUUUGGCGGGGACUGUGGAAGUUUGCUUUGACAAAAAGGGUGCCAACGCUUCUCCUCCUACACCCACUCCUCCCAAGAACUCGCCUUAUAUAAGCAACAUGGCGGUGAAGAAGUCGCUUAGGAGGAGGGGCAUCGGCUGGCAUCUUUUGAAGGCAAGCGAGGAACUUAUAUCUCUGAUGAGUUCCUCAAGAGAGGCGUAUUUGCAUUGCAGAAUGAUUGAUACAGCUCCAUUCAACAUGUACAAAAAAGCAGGUUACGACAUUGUAAAGACGGAUAACAUUUUGGUUAUGUUGCUGUUGCAGAGGCGCAAGCACUUAAUGUGCAAGAAACUUCCAGUCUUAACCAGCUUUUCAGAAUCAGAUACAUUCUGUUCUGAAGAGGAAUUAACAUCAUGAAUGUAUAUGCGAAAAUCAAAAUACGUGUUUAUGAGGAUAGAUGAUUAGAGAGACCUUUGAGGUUGUGAAGAUUAUCCAGCUGGGUUGAAAUUUGCCUAGAAUGCUUGAUCCUAUGUGCCAGCAACCGUUGCCUGCAUUUUGUUAUGUGUAUGGUAGAGACUUGCUUUGUUGCAGGUAAACUCAUCAGGCAUUUGCAUUUCUUGUAUAUCAUAUGUAGUCCUAGACUCCUAAUGUUAUUGCAAUUUGCAAACGUAAUGACCAGAUCAACUCCAGUUUUGAUACAUGUGAUUUAGAUAUUGGAUAUUUUUGAUCCUGAAGUUAUUAUAUAAAGAAUUAUUUUCCUAAUAAAGAAUUCUAGAAUUGUGGUAGCAUAUUAUCAACUCUGUUUUUUAACUUAUAAGUCAUAUAAAAGGUCAAAAGAUAUCAUUUAUUGCUGAAAAAUGGGGACUUCUUUUCUUCCUGUAUAUCACCAGUUGUGUUGGAAGAUUCAAACUAGAAUACACAGUCAUCAAAGAGUUUAUAUAUAUAAUUUGCUCCAAAUAAACCCCUCCCUCCCUUUCCCUGUCUGGCCUUGGUGUUUGUUGUAUCAGUAUUUGCUUUUUUUCUUAAAGAAUUCUAGCGGAAAUAGAUUAAGGAACUGUAGAGAUGUAUGAACUAUAAUAUGGCCCUUUCUGCCUUGUAAACUCAAAAGGGAAAUAUAUAUAUAUACUAAAAGUUAUGUAUUCCCGGAAUUAACAGUGUAUAAUUUAGAUUCCCUGAAUUAAAAGAAUGAUACAAGAAAAUCAACUUCAAUUUGAUCAUUUUUGGGAUGAUGUUUUUAUCUGAUAUAUUCACUCAUUGCAUUCUGUUUUUCUCAAUCCUUAUCAAGUGCUCUUCUUGGGUCUUGUUUCUAAGAUCAUAGGUCCACAAGCUUUGAAGAUUCUACAACUCUUUUAUUAGAAGAAGUAAGGGAUCUCUAUUUUGUUGUACAUAGUCUUCACCCUCCAAUUAGAACAUGGCUUUAUUAGGAGUUGUGGCCGCUCCCAAGCCUUUUGCAUUUGUAUAGAUAAUCAGCUGGAGCUCUUUAACACAUUCUGCCAUGGAGGGUCUCUCACUGCUCUCACGACGUACACAUCGUGAUGCCAGGUUUGCGAACAUAGCUAUAGAUUCCAUGGUGUAUGAACUUCGAACCAGCUCAGAAUCUAUCACCUUACGCAAUUUCUUCCGAUCAUUCAGUAUGUGCCUUACCUGAAACAUAUGAACUUGGGUCAUAUUUAUAAUGACCUAAUGUACUUAACCAGUAGAAUAAGUAGGAAGGAGAAAGGAUAUGUCCUACCUGUACCACUAGGUUUUGAUCGUUUGGUCCCAGGUUAAUGUCAACAGCUUGACGUCCGGUCAGAAGUUCAAGAAGAACCACCCCAAAUGCAUAAACAUCACUUUGUAAAGUGAGUUUUCCAGUCUGUUUCCAAAUACACUUCUUGUUAUAUGAGUGUGACAUUGUUUGGUAUUUAAUAGUAAGAUCAAAGUAUCUCGAAAAUAUUCAUUUGA
Prunus dulcis (almond) is the source of this 2728-nucleotide messenger RNA. RefSeq lists its product as uncharacterized. Bases 152 to 1201 code for a protein of 349 amino acids. Gene Ontology annotation, molecular function: acyltransferase activity, transferring groups other than amino-acyl groups. NCBI's taxonomy places the organism in Eukaryota, Viridiplantae, Streptophyta, Magnoliopsida, Rosales, Rosaceae. The record is from RefSeq and is a predicted model, not a curated record. The transcript is spliced from 3 exons.